This is a messenger RNA of Trypanosoma conorhini, 315 nucleotides long. RefSeq lists its product as uncharacterized. The transcript has a single exon. Lineage: Eukaryota; Euglenozoa; Kinetoplastea; Trypanosomatida; Trypanosomatidae. Bases 1 to 315 code for a protein of 104 amino acids. The record is from RefSeq and is a predicted model, not a curated record.
AUGGCGUGGGUGCACCUGCGCCGCAGUGAGGCCACCCAAAGGAGCGGGAUGGACGACGAGGCGGACGCUUUGCGCUCUUUGCGUGUGAAGGGCCCGCGCUCUGCUGGCCUGCGCCGCGUUCUGCCAGUGGCGUGGGGAGGCCGCGUUGCCCGCGAUGGGUGUUUUGCGCUGGCCGCGAUAAGCUCGCCAUUUCGUGGGUUCUGGGAGUGCGCCGGGUGCGGGGCGUGUGUGUGUCUGUGUGGCUGUGGACCUCUUAUCGAGCAUCCUGGCGGCUGCCCGUUCACGCCCCGUGGGCCGCCGUCGCGCAGCGUGUGA